UAAUGUUCAUUUUUAUUUCACAAUCAAAUGUUAUUUGGGGGCAGGAGUGUACCAAGAGAUUUCUGGAGUUCCCUGUAGUGCAACUCUUAGGACAAGAGAUUGGGAAUAAUCCACCAAAAGGAGGGAAAAUGGAUGAUAAACUAAAAGUCCUUCAAGAGUAUCAGUUCAAUUAUUCAUCCACUAAUAUAACCAGUCUUAUAUUGGGUAUUGAUAUUAGGGAAGCUACUGGUGAUCGUAGUCUCUUUCCCAGUGUCCAGCUCUUUAGACGUAAUGGUAACAACAAUAAUCAGUAUCCUCUAGUGGCUGAUAGUAAAAGAACAAUUUAUUAUUCUACCUCCAAUUUUAGUACUAGUGGAGUGUUUGAAUAUCCACUCAAUCCUCCUAUACCAGUAAUGAGUGGAGACCUGUUAGCUGUAUCACAACCACCUCAUGAAGAGAGUAUUAUUAGAGUCUACUAUAUCAGUGGCAUAACAGCAAAUAGUCAAGAGUUUGACUAUGACGAUACACAUGUUAACUUAAAUAAAAGUCCAAUUACAAAUGAGUUGAUAUUAGUAUAUCCAGUAACAGAUGGAUACUGUGUUAAUAGUGCCAAUUCAAUCAAUGCUUCAAUUAUUAGAGAAAAUGCUCUAAAAUUACUUAAAUCCAAACGGUCCAAAAAUGACAGACAAUACUUGUAUCCAGAUAUAGUGUUCUCUUGUAAUGGUUCACUUACUAAAUGGAUCUAUGGAGGUAUUAAUCGUGGUAACAAUCCUCCUAAUAGACUACCUGAGCUCCAAAUAUGGCGUCAACUGGGUCCCAAUAAUUACAAUAAAAUAGGAUCUAGUUUAGUUAAUGCUAAUACAAUGAUUGGUACUAAUCUCUAUGAGUUUAUUCCUCAGACUCCACUGCAGUUUCAGGAAGGAGACAUAUUUGGUGCUUAUUAUCCUCAUGAAAAAGAGAGUUCAAUUAAUCUUUAUGAACAGGAAAGAUUUGGGCCUCAAAAUCUACGCAUUGACUCAAAUUACCCUCUAACUACCAUAACUCAAGCAUUGAUGCCUGAUAAUUAUAACUUCCCUUUAGUUACAGUGAUUAUAUCAAAAGCAACACAAUCAAGUGUCCUCACUGCAAUAACUACUAACAUUCUUACAAAUUAUGUCACAUCCAGUAGCAGUGGUAUAAUACAAUCAACCUCAACAAGACUAUCAAGCAGGAGUCAUGUAGGAUCAAGCACAUCCUCUAAUGUGUUAUUUGUUUCUUUCACAAGGUCAAGUUUACUGACAGGUUUUACAACUUUGAGUCAUUCCAUUCCUUCCAAAACAAAUUUCCACUUUACAUCAUCAUCAUCUAUAAAUCACUCCAUCAGUAUUAUUAAUCCAUCUUCAAGCAAUACAACAUCACCUUCUUCCACAUCUAUUGCAUUACUUGCUGUCAUUGUCACUGUAGUCCUUAUCCUCUUUAUACUGGUGGUUGUCAGCAUAUUCAUUAUAAUCAUGUUGAAGAGAAAAAACAAGGUAACACAGCUGAGCAGCAACGAGGGAAUAAAAGAUGAGAACAACUCAUUUCCUCCUAUUGAUAAUCCUGUCUAUCAGGAUACUGAUAAAAGAAAGGAAGUAAGUUCAUUCCACUAUGAAACAGAUUGUAGUUUCUAUGCAGAGGCAGUUAUACCAGAACCAAACUAUGAAGAGCCAAAAUUCCUAAAACCAGCACACCAACCUAAUUAUGAGUGGGGAUCAAUAGUACCAAAUAUGUCACAGAGAGACAACACAAACACAAGUCGCAGGAUUUAUGCUGAAUUGGAGCCAUCCCAAUACUACAAUGUGGGCCAUGAAUAUGACUCCACAGUCAUGGCUAAUAAUUCCUUUUUUGUUGAGAGUGUAUCUUUUUGGUUGCCUGGCUCUGACUGCUCCAGCAUAUAUGAACAAUUGUCAAGGAACAAGUUCAGAGAGCUAACACCUGGACAGAUAAAGGUUGGGGAUCGUCUUGGUUCAGGACAGUUUGGUAGUGUUAGUAAAGGUGUAUGGGAGUCUCCUACUGGCCCAGUAGAUGUUGCCAUUAAAACACUCAAUAAUAACACAUCAGAGGAUGAGAAGGUCAAGUUUCUUCAAGAGGCAGCCAUUAUGGGUCAGUUUCAUCAUCCUAACAUUGUCAAGUUACAUGGAAUGGUCACUGUUGGAGAGCCAAUGAUGAUAGUACUGGAGUUAAUACCUCAUGGAGACAUGAGACAAUACCUUCACACUCUCCAACCACAACCAGGAGAACUGGUAGCAUCAACAGUACCAGGUCUACUGCUCAGUUUCUGUCGUCAGAUUGCUUCAGGUAUGGAGUACUUGUCUAAGAAAGGGUUUGUACACAGAGACCUGGCUGCUAGGAAUAUACUAAUAGCUGACAAAGAAGUCUGCAAGAUAUCUGAUUUCGGAAUGUCAAGAGAUUUACAAAAUGAAGACUAUUAUCUUUCAAGUGGAGGCCAAAUACCAAUCAAAUGGACAGCUCCUGAAGCCCUCCAUUACAAGAAGUAUUCCUCAGCUAGUGAUGUAUGGAGUUAUGGUGUACUGCUGUAUGAGAUAUGGAGUCUGGGACAUAAACCGUUCCAUGAUAUCACAAACCAAGAAGCAAUUAGAAAGAUUGAGUCUGGGGUUCGUCUCUCUCCUCCUUCUGGCUGUCCAAGAGAAGUCUAUAAGAUAAUGAUGCAAUGCUGGCAUCCUGAAAGAGAUCAUAGGCCAACAUUUGCCAUCCUUGUCACUUCCUUCUGUCAAUCUGAUUCGUCACUCAUUAGUUUGUCUCCUAUUGAUACCCAGUGUCACCCUCAAGCUGGUAUCCUGGGUGCUCCACUGGAGGCUGGACAGGACAUGUUCACUGACCUCCAGUCAAUGUACUUGUGAUUGUUUCUGUGUUCAUAUUGUACAGCCAACAUGUUUUUAACUCUUUUUUAUUUGUAUCUAGUAUCAUGAGUCUAUUUUGUUCCUUUUUAAAAAGCCAGCCAACAAGUUUUGACAUUAUUA
Amphimedon queenslandica is the source of this 2978-nucleotide messenger RNA. RefSeq lists its product as uncharacterized. Bases 3 to 2858 code for a protein of 951 amino acids. The record is from RefSeq and is a predicted model, not a curated record. The transcript is spliced from 20 exons. Gene Ontology annotation, molecular function: ATP binding; transmembrane receptor protein tyrosine kinase activity. Gene Ontology annotation, biological process: multicellular organism development; protein phosphorylation; positive regulation of kinase activity. NCBI's taxonomy places the organism in Eukaryota, Metazoa, Porifera, Demospongiae, Haplosclerida, Niphatidae. Gene Ontology annotation, cellular component: signaling receptor complex; plasma membrane.